Messenger RNA from Clupea harengus (Atlantic herring), 3977 nucleotides. It is a transcript of the gene umodl1, whose product is annotated as uromodulin-like 1. Gene Ontology annotation, molecular function: calcium ion binding; protein binding; peptidase inhibitor activity. The record is from RefSeq and is a predicted model, not a curated record. Gene Ontology annotation, cellular component: extracellular region. NCBI's taxonomy places the organism in Eukaryota, Metazoa, Chordata, Actinopteri, Clupeiformes, Clupeidae. The transcript is spliced from 16 exons. The coding region runs from base 1 to 3771 and encodes 1256 amino acids.
AUGCAUCACAGUGUCUUUGUGUGGCUUGCUGCAGUCGCCCUUGGUUUGGUUUACGGACAUAAUACUCUCUUUGAUGGAUAUGAGCUGUCUAUGACGGGCUAUCACCUCUGCGCUGGGAAUCAGACCACAGACCUGAGUUCAGUAUUGUCCUACCAGACGUCAUACAUUCAGAGGCGGUCGUGUGGAGGUUGGCUGCCUUGGAGGACCUGUGAGGUGACCCUUUACAGAGUGGCCUACCGCUCUCACAUCAUCCGCACACACAGAGAGGUCACACAGUGCUGCGCUGGAUACGAACAAGUGGGCAGUUACUGUGCUCUGCCCCUGAACAGCAGUGCGGAGUUCACUGCCAAGCCAGGUUCCUGUCCCGAGGCUGUCCCCGGCUCUCCCUGCGGAUCUCAGCCUCAGUGUGGGUGGGACACAGACUGCCCCGGCUGGCAGAAGUGUUGCCUGGCUGCAGGUGGCUUCUUCUGCACUGACCCACCGCCUCCAGCUGAACAAGGAUGGUGCUUGAAUGCGUCUAUAACAGUAAAGAUGACGUAUCAGCAGAUGGUUUCCACUGAAGGAGGGAUGUUAAACCACACACGGCUGCUGCAUUCUGUGGUGACAGGGGCCUUGAACUCCUCUGACAUCUCUGUGCACCAUGUUCGCUCAUGGUCGGCUGGUCCUCUCACAACCUCGUCCUCACUCCUCAUUGGUUCCCCCUCGGCUCUCGUCCUAGCAGACGUCUUCAGCAGGCUUCAGGCUCUGCUCAAACACAUAGAGGAGGUGGUUGCGGUGAUAGUCGAAGAUAUGGAUGAGUGUGUCCACCGGGAGCUGAGUAAGUGUCCUCCUCAGUCAGUCUGCGUCAACACAGAGGGCUCUUACGUGUGCCGCCCUGACGAACACUGCAGGAACACAACCUCCGAGCCGCCACCUCGGCAGACUAUGCCUUCUUACCCCAGCGUCACGACUGAGUCGCUGCAGAACUUCACAUGCCGUAUACGCUCUCCAUCUCCUCCGUCAUCCUCUUUAGAUGCAGUACCCGAGAUCACCAGCAUCAGCCCCUUCAACAUCACAAGCUCCUCGUUUUGCGUGUCCUGGACGGUAGCGCCCCAGAGUGCGGUCACCUUCCGGGUGACCAUCCUCCAGCGCUCGCUGGAGCUGAGAGGCUGGGAGACGGCGGAGACGGAGAUAGAGGUGAACCAGCUCCAGGCAGGGGUCCUCUACCGAGUCUGUGUCACUCCUCACGCCUGUGGAGUUCCAGGAACCAUGGUGGAGAUACAUGUUAAAACAGAUGCACAGACUCUUCAGGCUGUAGCCCGUCUGACGAACGUGCAGUUCACCAUGUCCCUGCUGGAUUCAGAGAGCCCUGAGUAUAAGAAUCUCUCCCAGAGCAUUCAGACUGAGAUCCUGCAGUCCCUCCCUCCAGACGUACAGGCCUUGGUGGAUUCUGGGAAGGUCCGUAUCGUCAUUACUGGCUUCUCCGCCGGCAGUGUGGUGGUGAACUUUGCCAUUGUGUUCGUGCCCAACGCGAGCCAGGACAUCAUGGAGGUGUCCCACUCUGUCAUGGCCUCUCUGCAGAACAGCUCCAGGUACACCGUAGACAGCAACGGCACCUCUGUACAAGAUCUGGAUGAGUGUCUGAGUGGAGAUGUGGACUGCUCUAGUGAGGCAGAGUGUGUCAACACGUGGGGAGGUAAAAGGAUAAUACUAAUACUGAACAACUACCGUUUACUAUUUAAAAAACUAUUUAAAAAUGUCCGUUCCAAAAAAAUAUAUGUUUAUACAAUAUAUGCUAAUAUUAUAAUAUCAUUCUUUUCUUCAGCUCUGAAUGUAAACUCAUCCGUGUCAAGUCUGCCUCCAUCCAUCACCUCCACACAGAGCACCUAUGCUCCGAGACUAAGCACUGACACCUCACAUGUCACUACACCCUCAGUGACCUUUACUACAGACGAAACAUACCCGACCACCAUGAUCAUCCAUACACCGAUCACUGAAGGCCUCAUUAUUCCAUCUGAACCUGUUACAAAUACAUCCAAUGGUGGCCUCUCAGACAACCAGAUGACGUCAGAUUCAUUUCACACCACCCCUUUAGACACAACAACAGCAGCAAUUCCAACAAGAAAAACAACCAGUCAUAGUAGCACAAUUUCGUCAGGCGUAUCUACUCCCUAUAUUUCAGACAUAACAAUAACAACAGCAACAAUCAACUCCACCACCACAAGUUCAGUGUCCUAUUCAGAGUCGAUGACUAAUAGUGUUGGGAAUCCCGCUACUCUCAACAUAGUCACGGCCAAUUUGACCACAACACAAACAAACGCCAACCCAACCCUGACACACAGUAUCUCACCAGCAACCACAACCUCUACACACCCAACUUCAACUACAUCCAAGGCUGUGGUCACAACCGUACCAGUGAUGACAACCACUUCAUCCACAACCAAGGCUACGGUCGCCAACGAACCAGUGAUGACAACCACUUCAUCCAAAACCAAGGCUACGGUCGCCAACACACCAGUGAUGACAACCACUUCAUCCACAACCAAGGCUACGGUCGCCAACACACCAGUGAUGACAACCACUUCAUCCACAACCAAGGCUACGGUCACAAAUGCACUAGCGUCUACAACCACUUCAUUCUCAACGAAAGCUAUCGUCACGGAUGCACAGAUUUCUCCAGAUCUUAGCAGCACCUCUCAGCCUAUCCAGGUCAUCUCUCAACUGAUGAGCAUCACUGUUGAGUGUAAGGCAGGCUACAUGUCUGUGAAUGUGGACCGAGACUUCCUGAGGGACAAGCACAUUCCGGAAGACACGCUGUACCUGGGCCUGUCCGAGUGCGGGGUGAACGGAGGGAACGCCAGUCACGUCCAGCUGGUGGCAGCCUGGGAUGAAUGCGACACAGUUCUACUGAGUAACAGCACCGAUAACACGGUGCAGGUGAUGCUCUACAACAACAUUAGCAGCUACACCUGGCCCGACGGCUCCGUAAGCACGCCUAGUGCCCGGCUCCAGGUGCCUAUCCAGUGCAGCUACAUGAAGAACGUCAUCAUCUCCGCGGGAUACUCGCCCCUGGUGUAUGACAUGAUCAAAGACGUGGUGCAGGGGUCGGGCUCCUUCCAGGUGGCAGUGCGUCUGCUGAACGGCUCCACACCCCUGCCUGAGAACUACACCCUCUCCCCGGACGAGGAGGUGGUGGUGGAGGUGAGCGUCAACUCCACCCUCAGUCAGAUCAAGGUGGUGCUCAACAGGUGCUGGGCCACCCCCACCCGCGACCCCUCCGGACCCGUGGAGUACGUGUUCCUGGAGAAUGGUUGCCCUCUUCCUAAUAGCUACACCACAGUUCUCCAGAACGGCAAUGACAGUAGAGCGCUCCUGGCCAUCCGCAUUUUCUCCUUCGUGGACCUGGACAUCCUCUACCUGCACUGCCAAAUUCAGAUCUGCUUCAAGAUUGGAGAGUCUUCCUGCAGGCCUGUGCGUCUGUUUUCAUGGGCUGUACAAGCACUGCACUUACAGGAUGUGAACAGACUUCUUACAAACUCCUCCUGGAGGGUUCAGUUAGGUUUACUGGCUCAUCACCUCUCUCUUGCCCUCCAUCUCUCUCCAGAGGAGGCUGUUGCCCAGCAGAGGGACACUCUGCGGAUCGUUGGCUUCAGCCUGCUGGGCGUGGGCCUAGGCCUGCUUUCCUUGGGCGGGCUAGUGGGGGCCCUGAUCUACAGAAGGCGGAUCGGCACCUACAAUUUCAGCUUCAAGCCCAGGCCGGAGAGCUUCACCUACCAUGUGUUUGACACCUAGGAGUUUCUGUCUGUCUAUCUACCCCGUUGUGUUGCGUGUCUUUCAGAGAUAUAUUUUGAUUGUAUUUCUUGAGGAAGACUGGGAUUUGGUAUGCUUUUUAGAGGAAAAUAGUCACUAGCACUUCUGUGAAUACAACUAUUACACACUUAAAGUAUGUCAUAUACUUAUAUUUUCAUAGCUAUUUACAUUACUGAAGUGCUAAACAG